GGUGGAGGCGAUGAUGCAGCGAGGCCCCGUACACCUGAGCCACCUUUUGCUGUGGUUGCUUCUUGGGCAAACCUCUGCGGAUUUGCCCAUGUGCAAAGAGUCCGAUUAUCACUUUGAGUACACAGAGUGUGAUGUACUCGGGUCACGAUGGAGAGUGGCGGUUCCCAACAAAGCCGACACAUGCACAGGCCUCCCAGAUCCUGUCAAAGGCACUCAGUGCACCUUCUCCUGUAGUGAGGGGGAGUUCCUCGACAUGCAGUCGCAGCAGUGCCAGAAGUGUGCUGCGGGCACCUACUCUCUGGGCACCGGUGUGGCCUUUGAUGACUGGGACAGCCUGCCGUCUGGUUUUGUCACGCACGGGGUGAACGCCAACGGCGAGGACAUCCUCACAGACUGCUCCAACUCAACCUGGACACCAAAGGGUGAUUACAUAGCCUCAAACACAGAUGAGUGCACUACAACGCUGUCCUAUGCUGUGAGCCUGAAGAAACCCGGAACUGUGUCCUUUGAGUAUUUCUACCCCGACAACAGCAUUUACUUUGAGUUCUUUGUCCAGAAUGACCAGUGUCAGUCCACAGACUCUCAGAGCCGGUGGAUGAAGAUCUCUGACAGCAACUGGAGCAAAUACAGGGUCCAGCUGAGCAGCGGCAACAAUGUGCUAUAUUGGAGAUCCACUACAUAUGCUUUGCAGGGAAGUGCCGUCACACCUGUGAUGUUAAGAAACAUUGCCAUCUCAGGGGUGGCCUACACGUCAGAGUGUUUCCACUGUAAACCUGGCACCCACAGUGCAAAACCUGGAUCUGCCCACUGUACCCCCUGCCCUGCUGAAACCUACUCCAACAAGGGUGCUACUGUUUGCCAUCAGUGUGAACAAGACAAAUAUGCAGAGGCUGGUUCAGGGAGCUGCAAACCGAGACCUGCGUGUACAAACAGUGACUACUUCUACACCCACACUCCCUGUGACUCUGAAGGAAAGACCCAGCUCAUGUACAAGUGGAUCGAGCCUAAGAUCUGCAGCGAGACUGUUACAGGAGCUGUGCAGCUGCCUGCAUCAGGGGAGAAGCAGACCUGUCCUCCAUGUAACCCGGGUUUCUUUGUCACCAACUCUUCCUCUUGUGAACCCUGCGACAAAGAUUUCUACUCAAAUGGAACAGCCUGUAGCAAGUGCCCGGUUGGCACAGAGCCAGUGGUGGGUUUCGAGUACAAAUGGUGGAACACGAUGCCGGACAACAUGAAAAGCUCCAUCUUCCGUGGCGAGAUCAGCGACUCUGAACGCAGCACGGCAUGGGAGGUGGCUGGAGAGUAUGUGUACACCACCCCUGGGGAUCAGGACACAAACUACCUGAUGCUCACGCUCAAUGUCCCUGGAUACAGCCUGCCUCAGUCCAUGGCCAAAGACAAUGAGAGGAGUGAACUGUCUCGCAUCACCUUCGUCUUUGAGACCAGCUGCACAGCCGAUUGCAAAUUUUACUUCCUGGCGGGUUAUAAUCAGUGGAAUAAUGAUGUGGUGGAGCAGUGGAAAGGCAGCAACAGCAAACAGUCGUACUCCUACCUGAUCCAGGGGAACGGCACCACCAGCUUCACCUGGACAUUUCAACGAACAGAGGAAUUUAACGCGGAACGGAAAUACAGCGCAGAUGUUGCGAAGAUCUACUCCAUCCACAUCACCAAUGUGAUCGGAGGUGUGGCCUCGCAGUGCCGCCGCUGCGCCCUGACCUCCGCUGAGGCCGGCUCCGCCUGUGUUCCCUGCCCGCCGGGACACUACAUGGUCAAUGGGACGGGAGUGUGUAAGAGCUGCCCUCCAAACACCUUCAUCAGGGCCGAUCAGCCUGUCGGAGAGGCUGCUUGUAUUCAGUGUGGACCAAACACAGAGAGAAACGAGGCCCACACAGCUUGUCUCAGUGACUGUACGUUGGACGUUCAGACAAAAGAAGGAGCGCUGCUGCACUAUGACUUCUCUCCUCUGGCCAACGUCACCGGCUUCCACAGCAGCCCCCGCUUCACCAACAAAGGCCUGAGAUAUUUCCACCACUUUGAUUUGGGCCUGUGUGGGAAAGAGGGUAGAGUGCCGGCUACCUGUGUGGACAAUGUAACAGAGAGUGGGAGAGAGGUCAAAGGUUACGUUUGUCAGUCCACUGUGGUUCCCUCUGACAUCAGGAGCCAGAGCGUGGUGUCCUCCCAUCCUUUUCUUAUUGGUGACUCACUCAUUGGUGUGACCACUGACUCAACCCUGAGUAGCAUCUCCUCUCCAAACUGGCUGUUUCCGUCUGCCUCCGGCCUGCCAGAUGUCAUAUUCUAUUACAAGUCCAGUGAGACGACUCAGGCUUGUAAACAGGGCAGGUCAGCCUCCGUUAGACUGAGAUGCAAUCCCGCUGUGACCGCUAAAGACCUCAUCACGCUGCCGAGUAACUGUUCAGAGGGGACGUGUGACGGCUGCACUUUCCACUUUCUGUGGGAGAGCCGGCACGCAUGUCCACUCUGCACCAAAAACAACUACAGAGAGAUCGUCAGCGCUUGCAUCCAGGGAAUACAGAGAACCACCUAUGUGUGGCAACAGCCUUUGCAGUGUUACGGAGGAGAGUCAUUACCAGCACAAAAAGUCAGCGCUUGUGUGACUCUGGAUUUCUGGCUCAAGUUUGGUGUUUCCACAGGAACGAUCGCUGCUGUGCUGCUCAUCAGUAUCAGCUGCUAUUUCUGGAAGAAGACACGCAAGUUGCAGUAUAAGUACUCCAAGCUGAUGAUGAGCUCUGGUGGUAAAGAGUGUGAGCUGCCCACCGCAGACAGCUGUGCAAUAAUGGAAGGCGAGGACGCAGAGGAUGACAUCAUGGACCUCACCAAGAAAUCCUUCUUCACCAAAAUUAAGACCUUCUCACGAGAGAGGACAUCAGAUGGAUUUGACUCGGUUCCACUUAAGUCAUCAUCUUCGCACCACCAAAGAGACGAGGAGGACUCCGAUGAUGCUUAAUUUAGAGGAUGAACAGAUCCUUCUGCCAAAGCGCAGAGGAAAUGUUACAUUUUAGAUAUAUGGCUUGACAUCUAUAUAGCUCCAGCAGACGCAGUCACAGAAAACUGAGAGAGGCUGUUGAGUUAGUUUGAUUUAUUACAAAAGAUGUAGCCUUACUGAGGGAGAUUUAAAAUAGUGUAAAGACUGACAAUUUUAUGUAGAAUCACUUUUCAUAUGUUCGGUUGCCAAACCUAAUAUUGCAAUACAACGUCUCCAUAUUGGGGAUACUCUGUAUUUUCAAAGCUCAGUGGUGUAUUUCAAAAUGAUAUAAGAACCAAGCUUUUUAAUAGUAAAGUUACAAUUGUUGUAGAUGCGAGACUGUGUGCAUUUGACAUAAUGGUGAGUGUGUAUUUCCUUUUAUAUUUGUUUCUUUUCUCUCUCUUCUUUUAUUUUUUAGGAUGUCUGUUUUUUUUUUCAUUAAACCAGCCAUCCAGUUCAGUCUUUGAUGUCAUUUGGCAAUAUGUGAUUUAUAUUUGUGACAGCUUUUGAUAAUGUUU
This is a messenger RNA of Chelmon rostratus (copperband butterflyfish), 3501 nucleotides long. RefSeq names its product endosome-lysosome associated apoptosis and autophagy regulator 1 (gene elapor1). Gene Ontology annotation, cellular component: extracellular exosome; late endosome; lysosome. Gene Ontology annotation, biological process: autophagosome assembly; positive regulation of vacuole organization. The transcript has 22 exons. Lineage: Eukaryota; Metazoa; Chordata; Actinopteri; Chaetodontiformes; Chaetodontidae. The record is from RefSeq and is a predicted model, not a curated record. The coding region runs from base 11 to 2965 and encodes 984 amino acids.